AUGCAAGAACCAAGCCUGGGAAUCAUGGCCGGGUUAAGCGCAGAGGUCUCCCCCGAUCACCACCGUCAGCUCAAGGCGGAGAUUGCCACUCAUCCGCUCUACGAGCAGCUCCUGGCUGCACACGUAGCAUGCCUCCGUGUGGCCACUCCCAUCGACCAGCUUCCGCUCAUCGAUGCUCAGCUAUCUCACUCUCACCAUCUUCUACGCUCUUAUGUCUCACACCACACCCACUCUCUCUCCCCCAAUGACCGUCAAGAACUCGACAACUUCCUGGCACAGUAUUUGAUAGUUUUGUGUAGUUUCAAAGAGCAGCUUCAGCAGCAUGUCAGAGUCCACGCCGUUGAGGCUGUCAUGGCCUGUCGUGAUAUCGAAAAUACCUUACAAGCUCUAACAGGAGUGAGUUUGGGAGAAGGAACUGGUGCAACAAUGUCAGAUGAUGAAGAUGAAUUACAAAUGGAUUUCUCUUUGGAUCAAUCUAGCGCUGAAGCGCAUGAUAUGAUGGGAUUUGGUCCGUUACUUCCUACAGAAUCUGAAAGGUCACUGAUGGAAAGAGUUCGUCAGGAAUUAAAGAUUGAGCUGAAGCAGGGUUUCAAGUCAAGAAUUGAAGAUGUGAGGGAGGAAAUAUUAAGAAAACGUAGAGCUGGGAAAUUACCAGGUGACACGACUUCUGUGUUAAAGAAUUGGUGGCAGCAACAUGCAAAAUGGCCUUACCCAACUGAAGAUGACAAGGCAAAACUUGUGGAGGAGACAGGGUUGCAGCUGAAGCAAAUUAAUAAUUGGUUCAUCAAUCAAAGGAAACGCAACUGGCACAGCAACUCUCAAUCAGUUACCUCUUUGAAGUCCAAGCGCAAGAGGUAG
Messenger RNA from Sphenostylis stenocarpa, 858 nucleotides. The record is from the annotation of a GenBank genome assembly. Lineage: Eukaryota; Viridiplantae; Streptophyta; Magnoliopsida; Fabales; Fabaceae.